CUUCUCAGCACCGGUCUAUUGGCCCAUGAGCUCUAAGAACAACCCGAGGGAAAGUUAUUUGAGGAAUAGGAGGGUCCGUGCAUUCAGCGAAAAGUAUGAGACCACACCUGCUCUUCGUGUCGCUCACCUCACUCAAAAGUACUACAUUGAUAUAUCAGCCAACCAGGAGGCUGAGUUUCCACUGGUUGAUCCAUACAAACACACUGAUGAGUUUGUGGAGGAACUAAAGAACACAUUCUCACUCGAAGAGGGCAAGAAUAUUCUCUACUUCACCAUCCCUGACAUAGCAAUGGCGUACGUCAUGAGGGAGUCUGGAUCUAAAGCCACCAUGAUGAUCUACGACCGUUUUCUGCCAGCUCUGCGGUUCUUCCUCCUGGCAGAAGGAGGUCCUAAUAGAGAGUCGGCACGGACGAGAGCAGUACCGGACAAAGUCAUAGCUGAGAACAGUGAGCUCUAUGGAGGACUGGUCCAGGGAGGCAACGGGUCUUUGGCUGCAGACGAUGAGUCCUGUGAUGCACACUGUGACAUGCCUGGUGUCUCCAGACCAACUGAAGUACCUAUACUUUUCUUCCUCCCAAUACUAGGUGUGAGUGUGCUGGUGUCAGUGGUGGUGACCGUGAUAGUCAUGUGUCUGAGAGAGGCAGGGCGCAAGGAUGCCGAGGAGGCAGAGAAGGAGGAGCAGGAGCUUAUUGAUGCCAUGGCUUCUGCUGAUGACAUUGACUGAUUACAU
Messenger RNA from Geodia barretti, 730 nucleotides. The record is from the annotation of a GenBank genome assembly. Lineage: Eukaryota; Metazoa; Porifera; Demospongiae; Tetractinellida; Geodiidae.